Scatophagus argus is the source of this 5647-nucleotide messenger RNA. It is a transcript of the gene strip2, whose product is annotated as striatin interacting protein 2. The record is from RefSeq and is a predicted model, not a curated record. Lineage: Eukaryota; Metazoa; Chordata; Actinopteri; Scatophagidae. Gene Ontology annotation, cellular component: cytosol. Bases 194 to 2713 code for a protein of 839 amino acids. The transcript has 22 exons. Gene Ontology annotation, biological process: cytoskeleton organization.
GGCGCACUGGGACAACGAUCCAAACAGUCAAGGGGGGUUCGCAGCAGCAGCAGCAGCAGGAGGAGGAGGAGGAGGAGAUCUUCAACUUGGGCUCCGGAGCCGGUGCUCCUUCUGGUGCGGUGCAGUCUCAGCUCUCCACCGGACCGGUAUGCACCACCCGCGGAGGAGGAAGUGAGCCGACCGAGAAAGAAAGAUGCAGUCGGAGGACAUGGAGGUACCUAUCAUUAAUAACCUUAACGAUAACGGCGACAAACAGAGGCCGAAAGGGAAAGAUGCGUUCAAGGAUCAGCAGAAGGAGUCGGAGAACUCCAUGGAGUCUCCCAACCUGGAGUUUGAGUACGGAGACACAGACACGCUGACUGCUGAGCUUUCAGAGCUCUACAGUUACACAGAGGAGCCAGAGUUUGCCCUUAACAGAGACUACUUUGAGGAGGACUUCAGGAGCCAUGCUCGAAGCAGGAGGUGGAUCGAGCUGACGGUGGAGGAGCAGAGGGCGUAUGUGAUGAGACUGCUGGAUGCGUUGGAGGUGACGGACAGAGACAAGAGGCUUAAGGUGGCCAGAGCGAUCCUCUACCUGGCUCAAGGAGUGUUUGAUGAGUGUGUCACUGAGGUGGAUGUGCUUCACUGGUCCAGACACAAUGUCUUUCUGCUAUACGACAUGGGCAUCUUCACAGCACUGCUGGAGCUGCUUAGCAUGGAGAUAGACAACAACCAGGCAUGCAGCAGUGCAGUGAGGAAGCCUGCCAUCUCUCUUGCAGACAGCACGGAGCUCAGAGUGCUGCUGAGCAUCAUGUACCUGAUGGUGGAGACCAUCAGAGUUCAAACAGAGGACGACAGACCUGAGUGGAGAGCAGCCAGAGAGGCCUUCAAGAAUGAGCUUGGUUCACCUCUGUACAACGGAGAGCCCUUCGCCCUGCUCCUCUUCACCAUGGUGACCAAGUUCUGCAGCAUGAAUGCCCCACACUUUCCCAUGAAGAAAGUACUACUGCUGCUCUGGAAAACAAUACUUUUCACCUUGGGGGGGUUUGAGGAGCUCCAGGAGAUGAAGGUGAGGGGCCGGGAGCGCCUGAACCUGCCCCCGCUGCCGGAGGACAGCAUCAAGGUGGUCAGAGCCAUGAGAGCGGCCUCGCCUCCGGCCUCUGCCAUGGAGCUCAUUGAACAACAGCAGCAGCAGAAGAGAGGCCGCCGCAGUCGCAGGAGUGCCUUUGUUGAUAGCUUGGAAGGAGACAGUCCCUUUACCAAGAAGCAGCCACUGGUCAAGCAGGACAGCCUGGACACAUACAACGAACGGGAUCCCUUCAAGAAUGAUGAUGCCCGGGACGAGGAGGAGGACCCAGAGGACACAGACAGCGGCAUCGAGGGCGAGGUGGACCCCUUGGACCGUGAUGUCAUCAUCCAGCCGCCGCCUCCACCACCUCCCCUCAGACCAGCCACAGAAAGGGUCAACUUCCCUAAGGGCCUCCCCUGGGCCCCUAAAGUCAGGGAGAAGGACAUCGAGCACUUCCUUGAGACCAGUAGAAACAAGUUCAUCGGUUUUACUCUGGGGAAUGACAUAGAGACCCUGGUGGGAUUGCCCAGACCCAUCCACGAGAGUGUCAAGACUCUUAAACAGCACAAAUAUGUGUCUAUCGCUGAGGUCCAGAUCAAAAGGGAAGAGGAACUGCAACAGUGUCCUCUGACUCUGGGCGAGGAGGAGGUGGAGGAGACACCAGCAGAGAUGCUGUACCUGGGUAUGCUUCCUAACCUCUCGCAGUAUGUGAUUGCCCUCCUGAAGCUGCUGCUGGCCGCAGCUCCAACCUCCAAAGCCAAAACUGACUCCAUUAACAUCUUAGCUGAUGUGCUGCCUGAGGAGAUGCCUAUCACGGUCCUUCAGAGCAUGAAGCUGGGAAUUGAUGUGAACCGUCACAAGGAAAUCAUCGUCAAGGCCAUCUCAGCUUUGUUGUUGCUGCUCCUCAAACACUUCAAACUCAACCAUGUUUAUCAGUUCGAGAUCGUCUCUCAGCACCUGGUGUUUGCCAACUGUAUCCCACUCAUCCUCAAGUUCUUCAAUCAGAACAUCAUGUCCUACAUCAGUGCCAAAAACAGCAUUUGCGUGCUGGACUUUCCUCACUGUGUGGUCCACGAGAUGCCUGAGCUGUCAGCUGAGAGCCUGGAAGCGGGUGACAGCAACCAGUUCUGUUGGAGAAACCUGUUUUCUUGUAUCAAUCUGCUGAGAAUAUUAAACAAGCUGACCAAGUGGAAACACUCCAGGACAAUGAUGCUGGUGGUGUUCAAAUCUGCACCCAUCCUGAAGAGAGCUCUGAAGGUGAAGCAGGCUAUGAUGCAACUAUAUGUUCUCAAGCUGCUUAAGAUCCAGACCAAGUACCUUGGCCGCCAGUGGAGGAAGAGCAACAUGAAGACCAUGUCAGCCAUCUACCAGAAGGUCCGCCACAGGCUCAAUGAUGACUGGGCCUACGGAAAUGACAUUGACGCGCGGCCCUGGGACUUUCAGGCGGAGGAGUGCGCCCUGCGGGAGAGCAUUGAGAAGUUCAACAGCCGCCGCUAUGACAAGAACAAGAACGGGGAAUUCACACCCGUGGACAACUGCCUGCAGAGUGUGCUGGGCCAGCGCGUGGAGCUGCCCGAGGACUUCCACUACAGCUACGAGAUGUGGCUGGAGAGAGAGGUCUUCUCCCAGCCCAUCCAGUGGGAGGGGCUGCUGCAGAAUCCGUGAUUGGAUGUAGAGGAAGAGAGCUGGAGUGGGGGUGGCUGAAGAGGUCAUAUAUGAGCCUGUCGGAGAGUGAUUUUAGCCUAAAAUUUGCAGCCUAAAACAAAAAAUGCAAAAAUGGAGGUUGAGGAGACAGGAACAGGGAGUCACACUGCACAUCAGUGAUGCAGGAGUGGGGGGAGGGUGCAGAGAAAGAAGCUGGAGAUGGAGAAGCCACCACCCAGAGUAUCCGGUGAAGGGAGAAGGUGGAAGAUGAAGGGUAAAAUGGAGCCACAAAUACAUGCCACACACACACACACGCACGCACACACACUUGAUGCUAACAUGUGCCUACAACUACUGUGACCACACAUGGAUGUGACAGGCAAGAGCAGAGGUAGCAGUUAAAAAGAAACCGCUGUAGCGGGAGACUGUUUCAGCCAGUUAUACUGCCUCCCCUCCCCCCUCGUGUUACACCCCAAAAAUAUCUUCACCACUUUUCAGUUUAUACUGUUCCCCCUUUUUAAAAUGUCAGUGCUGUUUUGACUCCUUGGUGACAUUUUUUUUAUUUAUUUGUAUCAGUGUUUGUGGUUCAUGCUUUUUGAAUGAUGUAAAUGAUUUCUGAUCGGUUUGUAUUUUUUAAAUUUUAACACAAAGCCUGCUGUAGGUGCCAGGUUGUAGUUUGUCGAUGAUGGAUUUGAAAGUUUUUCUUAUGUAUUUUCUAGGUUAAAAAAAGAGGAAUUUUUGAAGCAAAUCACAGGGUCAUUUUUGAUAGUACGGAUGAAGAAAUGGGAAGCUGUUUACGAUAAUAGCGUAGUGAGCUCACAUAAUAAUGUCACCAAAAAGAAAGAAAGAAAGAAAUAUACCAGCUGUAAGUGUAUGGGUUUGCUUGUGGGCAUAAAAAGUAUGAACGUGCAGAAAGAAUGAAAACAGUAAAUAAAAACGGGCAAAUGGAGAUGCUUUGGAGUGAGAAAUAUUAAGAACCCUCUGGAAGAAACUGUAUCCUAUUUGUCCUCAUUUAGAGGUACAGAUAAGUAGCACAUUCACCUUGUACAGAAUUCUCGCUGUUCUGGGUAUUUUAGAAACCUCGGUGUCUUUCGAAUUUCAAGUUCCUAAAUCACAGACCUAAAUCUGUAAAUCAGCGAUGUCAUCCAGGAUUUGUUCUUGUACACAUAUCAAACUUAAAACCUGUUACGGUUCCAUAGAUAAGCUCAGGGAAGCUUCUGUGUGCUCCUCGGUAAAGGAGGCGAGGUGGUCAACGGGACCUGCAGUUACCAAAACAACCAGUUAAGGUUUACAUGAACUCUUUUCUCUUUUAAGGCCUAAAAUACUCUUUGAAAACCCAUAAAAUCACACGUUUUUGUCCCCUGUUGAAGUUUGAUUGUUUUCAAGUGUGAAAUGGGCUCAUCGCUUCCCCUUGUGGACAACAGGAGAAAAAACAGCAACUAUUGAUUUUUUUUUUUUCUGGCUUCAGGGGGCAGUAAUGAGCCCAUUGCUUUGGCGCACCACAAUGACGUGAAGAAUAUGCCGGACUAGAAUAGUUGAAAUAGGCAUAAAGGUGAGAUUUAUGUUAUAUAAGUAUUAUAUAAUAGAACUAGAUUAUGGACCCAAAGAUAGCAAGAAAAGAGAAAAGAGUGAAAACUAAAUGGUCAUUUUGGCAAAGUUACGUCUCUGUUAACUGCCCCACCAGCUUUUGUAUGGAACCAUUCAUGGCUAAUUGACAUUUAGCAAUGUUCAGAAUAGCAAGAACUCUGUUUCCCCAUGCUUCAACCUGCUGAUUCCCCCCUUUAUCUACCUGACAAACAGCACAAUAUGUAAACCACUGAGCUCCUUGGUUGUGGCCUUGGUGAGCACUUUGCCACCCUUGCUUGGAAGAACACAGCGGUCGCAAAAAUGGUGCUGUUUUUCUAGUUCGUCUUCGCUCUACCUUAUUCGUUCCUUCUUCAGAUCUAACUACCUAAACUCCUGAGUUGAGAGCUCUGAGGUGUUUCCUGAGAAUGUCUAAAACUGAAGCACAGAAAACAAAAAGCGUGUCAUAAAUGUCAUAUUAUUCUUGCUCGGUUCAGAUUGUUAUCUGCUUGCCUGAAGUGGUCGAGAGCAGUCAUGUAUUAUCUCUGUAUAGAAUAACUUUUGGCAGUUGUCCGUCUCUUUACAAAUGUGCAUGACCACUGUUUUGUUUCGAGGACCUGUUCAUGUUUAAAUAUGGUAUUUGGAAUGGCUGUUUUUCUUUUGUCUGAUGAUGUUUCUAGCACAAUUAGAAGUGUACUUUUUUCUCCGAAAGUCACGGUGUCCUGCGUUACAAGGGAUGUCCUCUUCUUCUUCAGGAAGGUGAAAUCUUUAAAUAUAUAUAUAUAUAUACGUAUUGUAUAUUUUAUAGAUUCUCAGGUUUAUGGAGAUAAUAUAUUGCAAAGAUUUUAAAAGCUUCCUUGCCAUCAUCUAGCUCACAUUCUUGUAUUAAAAGAACACGUGAAGCACGAAACACUUACUGCAUAGGCUGUACAUUUUCACUAAACACAGUAACUCAACGGUGAGUUUAUAAUAUGUCAUUUACAGUUCAAGUUCAUAUGUAGUUUUUUUGUACCUUGUGCCAAAGUUGAGUGCCAUUUUCUAUUUUUAUUUCCUUGAUGUUGCCUUCAUGGUCCUAUUCAAGGUUUUUCAUUCACAGCUGAACGUUUGCAAUACAGACAUGUUAUUUUAUACCUGAAAGCUGUACAAUCAAUGAAAAUAGCCGUUUCCUUGUAUCUGGUACAGUGUUUUAUCACAACUGUUUAGUAUUGUAUGGAUGUUACUGCAGUAUAUACGUGUUUUUGUUACACACAUUUCCAUAUCUGUGUAGUCUAGAUAAAUACUCAAUACUGAAGUUGUUCAGGGGUAUGUGCAAUUACACAUCCAUAGAGGCAUUAUUCAAUAGAAUGACAAAUUACAAUAUCAGAGUCGCUUAUUAAACAAUGUUGAACAGUU